Molecule: messenger RNA, 539 nt
Organism: Suillus clintonianus
Lineage: Eukaryota; Fungi; Basidiomycota; Agaricomycetes; Boletales; Suillaceae
Exons: 3
Coding region: 96-371 (91 amino acids)
Source: RefSeq, a predicted model, not a curated record
AGUUGUGAAAGUUUCGGAUGAGCCUCCUAUGGUUGCGAAUUUGUAGACCUGAUUUCCUGCUUCGUCUGUGACCCUGGCUCAAUUAGACCUGUCCCAUGAUGAAAUCGGCUAGUUUAUUUGUACUAUUUUUUUUACUCUCAAGUGGUGUCUACCACUCGCAUUCUGAUAAACCCGUGGCGGAGGAUCUUUGCUUCCCAAUACCAGAUAUGCCAAAAGAUUGGACGCCAAAUCCCAAACAUGUUUGGGAGAGGGAGAAAGCAAAUUCAAAAGAUGAAGAGGUCGUUGUUAUUCCUCCGUCACAAUCAUCAGGGGGAUUGGAGUCGGGGACUUGGUGCGUAAGUAUUAUACAUAUGCCGGGUGUGGCAACUUGAUGAGCACCCGUUGGGAGCACGGUCUUCAUGCUCGAUCGUGCACUGCUGUUGCACCUGCCCGGAUCUGAAAAUCAUACGAGUGUCUGAAAGGGACACCCCCUAGUCGUGCCAUAGGAGGUGUGAACUGAUGAAUACUGGGAUGGCCUGUAUUUGUAAAGCGAACUUUAU